GGCUGUGUUCAGAGGUGAUGUCCAAAAAAGGCAAAUUGUCUCCUGAAGGCCGUCUGAAUGAGGAAGCUGUUGAGGCAGCGGGACAGCGAAGUGAAGAACAAGUGACGCAACCAGACAACACUCAUCAAGAUCUAGAGAAGCAGACAGGAUCGGAUCGACAUGGUUCAUAAGACAAGCAUCCUUACAGCAGCACGCCCGUCUCAUGUAAACAACUCUGGCAUUUAGAGGUGGUGUGUAAACCCCAACAAACUCUCUCCGUCUGAAGGGGAAAUAAAGCCUCACAAAGAAAAAUACUGCUUGUCUCACACGUCAAGAAGAGAAGAGAAGCAGAAUGAUGACAUGGCUCACUUCAGCUGAACAUAAGGACGUUUGUGAUGACGACAAACCGACUGCAGAGAGCCAGUCUUGUGUUCCUGCGUAAAGCAACAACACAUAUUUAAGUUAGAUUGAACUUCAGGUCAGUGCCAGUCAAUAAGAUGAACUUUGCACAGAAAGGAAUACUAAGGAGGGGUUGAAAAAUUAAGACACAAUCAUUAGCUGCAAGUCAUCUCAAGAAUUGUACAAACACUGUGGGAGAUCUCAAAACCUUAUAUUUCAAAUGUUACAUGACUACCUUUAAGUUAAGGACACCAUUUUGGCUGAGCAUGAACAUUACCACCAGAAUGAACCAGUCAGACUGCCCUGAGGUGAAAGUCCCCUUCCCCAUCUUCUUUGCCAUCGGUGUGGUGAGCCUGGCUGAGAACCUGCUCGUCGUUGUAGCCGUCAUACGAAACAGAAACCUCCACUCGCCUAUGUACUGCUUUAUCUGCAGCCUGGCAGCCUUCAACACCAUCGCUAGCCUCUCCAAAACCUGUGAGAACAUGAUGAUUAUGCUCGCUGACAACGGACACCUGAUGAAGACGGGUUCCUCUGAGACAAAGCUGGAUGACGUGAUGGACUCCCUGCUGUGCAUGUCAUUUGUGGGCUCCAUUUUCAGCUUCAUGGCUAUCGCUGUGGACCGUUACAUCACCAUCUUCCAUGCUCUGCAGUAUCACAACAUCAUGACAAUGCGGCGUGCGGGAGUCAUCUUAGGCGUCAUCUGGACCACAUGUGGCGUGUGUGCCGUGCUCAUGGUUCAGUUCUUUGCCUCCAAGUUUAUCAUGAUAUGCUUUGUCGUCUUCUUCUUUGUCUCCUUGGUGAUUAUCUGCUUCCUAUACGUCUACAUGUUCAUGCUGGCACGCAGCCACGCCAGAAAGAUCGCUGCUCUGCCGUGCGGUGGCGAGGUGAGGAAGUGCCGUCGUCAGUGGUGGAGGGGCAGCAUGAGAGGGGCGCUGACGCUCACCAUCCUGUUCGGGACGUUCGUGGUGUGUUGGGCUCCAUUCUUCCUUCACCUCACCAUCAUCAUGGUUUGUCCUCUGAACCCGUACUGUGAGUGUUACCGGUCGCUGUUUCAGCUGCAUGUGGUGCUGAUGAUGAGCCACGCCCUCAUCGAUCCGGCCAUCUACGCCUUCCGCAGCAUCGAGCUCAGACACACCUUCAGGAAGAUGCUGUUCUGUUCAGAGUGGAGACAGUGCUCCUAAAGAAAGAUCUUUAUAACCAGGCAACUUUCUGAAUUUUUUUAAAGUAAUGACUGUUCAAAUACUCAAAAAUCAUGACCCAUCCUUAAAGAAGAAUCCAGCAUGAGAUGGUGGUUUGAAGCAACGGAUUGGACAAACAAACCAAGGACAAAUACAGAGCGAGACUGAUGUUUAAGAAGCUAACUUUCAAUUAAAGCCCUGUGAGGAGUUUUUAGCUGGUUAAGAAACAAACGGAAAUAUUAUCAAUGCUUCCAUUUGACCUAAAACAGCAAACAAGAACAUCAGCAUAAAGACGACUUCAAUAAAGUUCUGUAAUAAUAUCUUAAACCAUUGGCGAGGGGUAGGUGUCGGAAGACAUGUUUGCCUUCAUUCAGCCAGGGACGCCUUUUUUGAGGUAAAGAAUCUCAAUGAGAGACACAUUUGUUUGUGAAAAGACAACAGGUUGAGAUGUCUUGCUAAAAGUCACAACUUGCACAUGCACAGGGUGAAAUUAGCAAAGAUACAAGCGGUCCUGCUUAUAGCCACCAAAGUCAACACUAACUGUAAGUGCCUCCUCCUCAGUUUUAAGCAUUGACUGCAUGUUAAAAUGGACCAUGUUGUCAGGUUUUGCAAUUCUAGGACCCAAAACAGAAAGAGGGCACAGUUCAAUAGCGGGAGACUGAGAAGCACUUUCAAAUCCUGACUGAAACAAAUUCUAGGUUUUAGGAAGCUAUUUGGUGUUUCUGCUGCCAGCCUCAAGCGGACGCGCCAUGAACUGCAGUUUUUAGCACUUCUGAAUGGUCUACAUAUUUUAAGACCAGAGGUUG
Messenger RNA from Notolabrus celidotus (New Zealand spotty), 2362 nucleotides. RefSeq names its product melanocortin 2 receptor (gene mc2r). Lineage: Eukaryota; Metazoa; Chordata; Actinopteri; Labriformes; Labridae. The record is from RefSeq and is a predicted model, not a curated record. The transcript has 3 exons. Bases 606 to 1559 code for a protein of 317 amino acids. Gene Ontology annotation, molecular function: melanocortin receptor activity. Gene Ontology annotation, biological process: G protein-coupled receptor signaling pathway. Gene Ontology annotation, cellular component: membrane.